Pseudophryne corroboree (corroboree frog) is the source of this 2181-nucleotide messenger RNA. RefSeq names its product base methyltransferase of 25S rRNA 2 homolog (gene BMT2). The transcript has 5 exons. Gene Ontology annotation, biological process: negative regulation of TORC1 signaling. NCBI's taxonomy places the organism in Eukaryota, Metazoa, Chordata, Amphibia, Anura, Myobatrachidae. The record is from RefSeq and is a predicted model, not a curated record. Bases 19 to 1434 code for a protein of 471 amino acids.
UGACGCUAUUGGUCGAGCAUGGUGGCCGUUCGUCCUGUAGCCUGCUGGCCUACGGGUGACGACACGCAUGUGGGUGGUGCCGCUGCUGGAAGUGAGGGGGUGUGGAUGGUUGUUGUUGUAGCCGGGGAUAGAGCGAUGGAUCCGGGCAGUGCUGUGCACAGUGCCAGGGAGAAGCUCUCCGGAGUCUCCGGUACCCGGCGGGAUCACCAGGGCAGUGCGGCCGUGCCGGUGCCCUCCGUGCGGGACAUGAAGCUGGAGCAGGAGAAGCUGUCAGGGGUGGUGAAGAGCGUGCACCGGAGCCUGCGGAGGAAGUAUCUGGAAGGUACGGCUGGGGGCAGGCCCCGCUGGGGGAGAGUCCCGGUAACCCCCGGCAGCGGUGCACCGAUCCGCCUCAGUUCCACUGUCGAUUUUGAUAAAAUUUGGAAAGAACACUGUAAAGAUGAAGAAAGACUUUGUGAAUAUGCUGCUGCAAUGAAAAACUUAGCUGAUAAUCAUUGGGCAAAGAAGUGCGAAGGAGAAGGACGAAUUGAAUGGUGCCUCGGUGUUUGUCAAGAAUAUUUCUUCAAUGGUGGAAAGAGAAAAGCAAUUGAAAAAGAUGCAAGAAGAGCGAUGCUAAAUAACCACCAGCAUCCUAGUUGUGACCAAGUACUUGUUUCUGGGCUUGAUAUUUCAAAUGUCACCACCCCAAACCAAGAAUUUCAUCAUCCUGGUAAGCUCAGAUUGCUUGAUGUUGGGAGCUGCUAUAAUCCAUUUAUGAAGUAUGAAGACUUUCUGGCUGUUGGUAUUGACAUUGUGCCUGCGGUCGAGACUGUAUAUAAAUGUGACUUCCUUAACCUACAAAUACAAAGGCCGCUUCAACUUGCAGCUGAUGCUCUCGAUGCGUUCCUGAAGCAGCUGAAAAGCCCCAUAGAUUAUCUACCUGCUGAACUUUUCCAUGUGGUAGUUUUUUCUCUCCUCUUGUCUUACUUCCCUUCACGGUAUCAGCGAUGGAUUUGCUGUAAGAAAGCCCAUGAACUCCUUGCACUGAACGGUUUGCUGCUCAUUAUUACCCCAGAUUCUUCUAAUCAGAAUCGGCAUGCGAUGAUGAUGAAGAGCUGGAAAAUUGCCAUUGAGUCUCUUGGAUUUAAGCGUAUGACUUAUUCAAAAUUUUCACAUAUGCAUCUGAUGGCAUUUAGGAAAACCUCCCUGAAAACUACCAGUGAUCUGAUUACACGGAACUAUCCAGAUAUGCUCUAUAUCCCCCAGGAUUUCAAUUAUGUGGCAGAAGAGGAAUAUUCCAGCUCUUAUUAUGCCAGGUCUGAACUGGAAGAUGAACAGUUGGCAUACACAUUUUCCGAGCUGCCAGACACUCCUUAUGAUUCAGAUUCUGGAGAAAGCCAUACAAGCGCAAUGUCUUUCUAUGAGUUUGAAGAUCCCAUUCUUCUUUUGAGCUAAAUGAACUCUGUGGCGUUCUAAUGCCUAUUGCCAAAACAAGGCAAAGACUUGAAUUAGAAAAAAAAAAAAAAGUUUACAAAGUUUGUUAUUUUUCCUACACCUGUAUUUUAGAGAUUUUUACUGUUAUGCAGAACUGGAUGAAGCUUUGUAGUCAUUGCUAAAUGGUUUGUUUUUGUUUUGUUUUUCUACACAAGGUACUUACUACACCUGGAGCAUCACCUCAUUACAUGCAUAUAUUUUCUACUCACAUGGUACAUCGAGUGCGCUGAAUAGUGUUAAUAAGCAGAGAGAACAUUAGUGUGUUUUCAUUUCCUAAAUUCUGGUUUCCUACAACAAAAACUUGGUCUACCCUGCUGGGUAAUAAUGCUUUUAAGUGGAAUUAUAUUUAAUAGAUAGAUCUAUCUGAUUUACCAUUUAAGAGCAAAUCAAACUAAUGGGAGCCAUAUUUGCACCUACAGAAAAAAACAUUUUGUGCUGGAAAGAGGAUGGCCAGUCAAAUUCACAAACCGAUUGGGAGCUUUGAUGGACUACCAAAUAAAAAGAAAAGGUUAAUUUGCACUAUUUUAUUUCUUUACUCAUUUAAAACAAUUAUAAUUGAUACUGACUUGUCUGCAAAUGUCAAAAGCAUUAGUCAUCCAGAAUUAUUUGAAAUCAAGAUUUUAAUUACCGGUAGUUUAUGCAGCUGUUUCAGCUUUGCUAAAAUAUUGUCUUCCUAAUAAAACUGCAGACUGUAUUAAGCAAUCAUAA